This is a messenger RNA of Porites lobata, 3019 nucleotides long. NCBI's taxonomy places the organism in Eukaryota, Metazoa, Cnidaria, Anthozoa, Scleractinia, Poritidae. The record is from the annotation of a GenBank genome assembly.
AUGUCGACAGCUAGUAGGUCAUUCGCAUUUAAUAUACUCGUCGUCAUAGCUUUGAAAGGUAAGUACAUCCUACUACUAUUGUGUCUCGAAAACCAAGGCGUUUGUUUUCACAGCAAAAAUCAAAAUUCAAGUACGUGGUUGCAAUUGUUUCUUUAAUAAAACAUCGAUCACUGGGCGAAGUAGUAAAUGCGAUGGUCAUUAGUCUUUGACAAAACUGCAGCCCAGUAAUUGCUGUAAGCUUACAGAGCUACAGUAAAGACCGAAAUUCCAUUAUAAAAAGGUAUGAUAACUAAGCAGUAGUCUUAACCAACUAUCAAGGAAACUCAAAAGAAGUCUGGGACCCUGACCGAUUUAAAAGCAAUAAAGAUGAAAGAUCUAUUUUAUUCAGUCACUUGCUAUUGUCUUGCGGACUCAGAGGUCAUCUCGAGUGCCUUGGGGCUUUUGUAAAAAUAGAAAAGAUAACGAGGAAUACAUAGAUCGCUAUAUCCAUGUUUUUAACUUAAAGUGGAAUCGAUAAUAUUCAAAACCAAUACUUGCUUAACAAGCGAAUACACCAGGGGUCAAUCCAAAAUCCCCCUCUGGCAAUUGUUUUGAAAAGGAAAGAGUUUACCGCUUGUAAGUAGACAAGUGUCUCUAUAAGUUCCAUUAUCGUUAUGUCUUCUUUUCAAUCGUUUAUUUUGAUGUUGUUUACAAUAUCAACUUUUUCAGACAAUUUCGACUCAACCUGCGUCAUCGACAAAAACAAACAAUACAAUAACAUGAAAAACAUCUACAUCAAAUCGCAAUAACUAGAUUAAAAGCUUUUGUUCGUUCAUUUAUUUAUUUAUUCAUUCAUCCAUUCAUUCACUUAUUGACCUUCGUUCACAGUUAAGGUUAAACGACACUCUUAACGGUUUGGGCUGAAAAGAGUUUAAAAGCUAUAGGUCAAGCUUUAGUCAGAUUUAGUUGCUUGACCGGAUUGGAAAUUGACUUCUGUCUAUUAUCUUUUCUUUUACUUACAAAUUAUUUUGUUUCCCUGCCUUUUUUUUUUUCUUUAGGUGCUCGUGCUGAAGACGUGAAUGUUUGUCCAAAAGAAAUGGUCGAAUUGUAUUGUCCUCCUCUUGAGCCAGCCAUCCGGAACGGAGAUUACAGAGAACUCAUCUGGAAAGUCGCCGACCCUGGUGACAAAUCUGAACGAGAAAUAGGUUAUUGUGAUGAAAAACUCAGCUGUACCAGAUAUAAUUCCCUGGGAAACUUUGAGAAACGUAUCACGAUCGAUCGUCCUGUAAAUGGAACAUUGUACGUGGAGCAGCGGAUCAAGGAUGACUUACUGACAUUCACAUGCUCUGUGCAAAGAAAACACAACAAACACCCACUCGUUUACCAAGUAAAUGUUUCCUCUUCCGUGAAUUGUAAGUGGAAUUUGAUGGGUAUUUUCUUUUCUUGUUUUUACUUUUAUCCCUCAGUUAGUGCGCGCACUGUGAUUGGUUGGCGGUUUAGCGGGCCGGAUCAAUCACUGUAUAUAUACGGCCCGAAAAUUUGAAGGUUUGCUUUCAGUUUGGUUGCAAUUUAAUUGUGAGCUUAAGACCAUAAUGAAUAUUAUAAUUGGGGUUAAAGGAAUGUUUUUGACGACUUAAAGUCACAAUUUUGGUCACUCCUGUUUAUGAGUUGACGCACUUAGAUCAUCAACAGCCGUCCUGCUUGAAUUGAAAGAUAAAUACUAUUUUUCUCGAUCUGUACUGAAAGUUACGGAACCUUGGGCCAUUAAUCCUAGCAGAAAUACAACAUCUUGCUCUGAUUGGCUGAUAGUCACUAUAGUUCCAAACGUAUUAAAAUCGCUUUCAGCUCUGCAUUCGAAAUGUUUUUCAUCGAUGGAAACUUGAAAGAGGUUGCGUUUGUAGGCUGUAAAUUUCAAGCCAAAUUCUGCAAUUUUGUUGGCCUAUUUGAUUCAACCAUCCACUUGAGAAAAAGUUCCCAUGUUGCCGUGCGACUGUUCAGAAAUAGACCAAAAUAGAUCACAGAUAACGUCAAAAUGUGGUACGAACAUGGAACACGAGGCACAGGCGAGUGUGGAAUCCCUGCUAAAUGGGCAUGUGGGCCUGUGGUCCAAGUGAGCAAAGGCUGUUAAAAUGCAUGAAUGUUUUCGUACUUUGAUCAAGGCUUUAUUUUCAUCUUUUCAGGCCUGACUUUAAUUGCAAAUCAAACUUUUAACCUCAGCGGGGCACUAGGUAAAAUGGUCUCCAUAGGUAACAAUCAAGACAUGUGGUGGUACUGGAUCAAACGCGAUGGAAAAGCGCAGAAGAUUGCAUAUUGUAACUCCGAGUCGUGCGUGUUCGACGAGUGUAACAGUACCUGUCAAUCAAGGCUCAGGAUUGACGGAGCGACACUGGAAUUGACGGAAGUUAGGGAAGAAGACCGUGGUUUGCAAUUACAAUGCCAAAUAUUUCCCAAAUUCCAGGUGUACAAGAUGAAAGUCAGUGUUGUACUGCCAAAAGGUCAGUCCAACUUACAUCACAGAUCGCGAAUAAAUAAUUUUAAGGGGGGGGGGGUCUUUUUGUUGUUUUUUUUUUGGGGGGGAUGGGGUUUAUUUGAGAAGGAAAGAAAUUAAGGUAGAAAAGGUAUACAAAUAAACCGGUUAGUCUCCUAAUGAGCUUAAAUUAAGGCACCCUGUUUUGAUGGUAGACUAUCUGGUAUAAUUAUUUGUCUACUAAUUAUUCUCUUCCUUUUUUUAAUUUUAACAACCCCCAAAUCCAGUAUUUUCCAUUUUCUAUAGUUUCAAUCAUUCCCCCAUUUCUAUCGAUUUCAUCUGGAUAGGCAUUUAUUGCUGAACUAAAUAUUUCUUUUUUUUAUUGACCUAGACUCUGUUAGCAGCACAAGUAGUACUCAUGGCAAGAAUGAAAAGGUGCCUUCUAACAACACUAAGACGACUUCCGAAACAUCAAGAAAGAGCAAAGCUGGGACCUAUGGUACACAAAACUCGGCAAGCAGCAGGACCUUAUUAGCGUUUUUGUCAAUUCUGAUCACUUCAUUUGGAGUUUAG